AUGAAGUGGUUUGAUAGCCUUCCCCCUAGGUCAGUCACCAGCUUUGACGAUCUCUCGCAUAAGUUUCUUACGCGAUUUUCAAUUCAGAAAGAUAAGGUUAAGCAUUCCCCUAGUCUACUCAGAGUAAAACAGGAGGUCGGAGAGCCCCUGAGAGACUACAUGGAAAGGUUCAACAAAGCAUGCUUGGAGAUCCAAGACCUGCCUACUAAGGCAAUAAUAAUGGAACUUGUCAAUGGACUCCAAGAAGGACCCUUCUCUCAGUCCAUCUCAAAGAGACACCCGACUUCUUUGAGCGAUGUACAAGAACGAGCCGAAAAGUACAUUAAUAUGGAGAAAAACGCUAGGUUACGAGAACCAAGUUGGCGACACCCCCACCAGCCAAUGGAAAAGGAGAGGGAGCCCAAGAGAAAGGAAGAAGUUGGACUUGAGAAGCUUAGAAGAUAUCACACUUAUACUCCUCUACGAGUUUUCCUAGUGGAUGUCUACAAGAUAAUCUGUCAUACUGAAAAGCUUCCUCCCCCACAUCCUAUUAAGAACAAAAAUGGUGGAAGCCGUAAUGAAUACUGUGAAUAUCACAAACUGUAUGAGCACCCCACAAAUGAUUGCUACGAUCUUAAAAAUGAGAUAGAAAAGUUGGCCAGAGAAGGAGGGUUUGCUGGAGGGGGGUUGACCAAAUCGUCUCGAAAAAGACAUCUGAAAGAAGUCUAUCAAGUUGGGAGCGAUGGACCCGACCUCCCAACCAUCUCUUUCACCAGAGAGGAUGGACAGGGAAUCAUGCCCGGGCAUGAUGACCCCGUGGUAAUUACAAUGAUCCUUACCAAUGCUCACUUCCACAUAACUAUAGUGGAUCAAGGGAGCUCAGUCGACAUAUUGUUCAAACCGACAUUUGACAAGCUAGGGCUAGAUGAGAAAGAACUAAAAGCCUACUCAGAUGCACUCUUUGGGUUAGGAGAUGCUCCAAUCACGCCACUAGGCUUCAUCUCCCUGCACACAACCUUUGGAAAGAGGUUAAAGUCUAAGACUUUAAGCAUCGCCUUCAUUGUCGUCGACGUGGCCUCCUGA
Arachis ipaensis is the source of this 1062-nucleotide messenger RNA. RefSeq lists its product as uncharacterized. The record is from RefSeq and is a predicted model, not a curated record. Lineage: Eukaryota; Viridiplantae; Streptophyta; Magnoliopsida; Fabales; Fabaceae.